Molecule: messenger RNA, 1591 nt
Organism: Acipenser ruthenus (sterlet)
Lineage: Eukaryota; Metazoa; Chordata; Actinopteri; Acipenseriformes; Acipenseridae
Product: CMRF35-like molecule 3
Exons: 9
Coding region: 48-953 (301 amino acids)
Source: RefSeq, a predicted model, not a curated record
CCUGUGUUUAUGGGCUGCGUCUUAAUGAAAAAGGAACUUAAGUACAUAUGAAAAAAAAUACAUUUAGACCAGUUCUUCAAGAAAUGAAGUUCCUUAUCCUUCUCCUGGUUACUCUUCCAGAUACUGCAGUGACAAGCCGCUCCAUAACUGGCUGGGAAGGAGGAUCAGUCAGUAUCCAGUGUGACUAUGAUCAGUACUACAAAGACCAUGAGAAGUACUGGUGCAAGGGGAAGGAUUGGAGCGCCUGUAUUAUCCAGAGAAAUGAAGAUAAAGUAUCGAUUAGUGAUAAUAAAACCCAGGGAGUAUUCACUGUGACUGUGAGGAGGCUGGAGAAGGGGGAUGAAGACCAGUACUGGUGUGCUAUAGAAACAAUGUUUUAUGAUAUAAACAUUCCUGUUUACCUCAAAGUUGCUGAUGUGCCUGUUACUACCACAGUCCCAGUCCCAGUCUCAACGCCAACUGAGAUGUCAACUGCCAAUGAAACAACCCAUAACACACUCAGAAGAUUCACAACUUUUAUAAUCUGGGUGACUGGAGGAAGUCUUUUCAUCUUAUUGGUAUCUGCAGUCGUGCAUACAGCAAUCGUUCUUACUAAGAGCAGUGAAAGACGCAAAGAGCCUCCAAGAUUGGAGAGUGACAACAACAAAGGCGCUGUGACCAACUCAGAGGAACUCAAAGGAGAUAAUCCAUACGUGGUAAUGUCAUCUGCCAAACAACAACUUGACAAUAACUCAGAGGAACUCAAAGGAGAUAAUCCAUACGUGGUAAUGUCAUCUGCCAAACAACAACUUGACAAUAACUCAGAGGAACUCAAAGGAGAUAAUCCAUACGUGGUAAUGUCAUCUGCCAAACAACAACUUGACAAUGCUGAAUGGGAUCCCGUGGGGGACAAUACUUACAUAAAUGUGUUCUUGAAGAAGAAUAUGCAGCCAGUAAUCCAGGAUGGAAUGUAGUGCAUUAAACAAUACCACGUACAUGUACCUGGAUUGAACAAUGAAAACACAAUACUAAUAUAUAUAUAUAUAUAUAUAUAUAUAUAUAUAUAUAUAUAUAUAUAUAUAUAUAUAUAUAUAUAUAGAUAUAGAUAUAGAUAUAGAUAUAGACACACACACACACACACACACACACACAUUCCAAACGAGCAAUUUAACACACCGGCUGCUCUGGUGCCAUCCCCGUCUGGUCUGGCGGAACCCGUCAGCACUCUCACUCGCUCACCAGCUGUGUUGUGGAAGAAGUGUCUCUGUCUCGGAGCCUUCCCCUCCACCACUCCUCCGCCUAGACCUGUAGUGCAGUUCCCGUCCCGGAGGUAAAACACUUCCGCUGCAGCCUUCUGUAGAUGGUUUUCUUUUGUUCCUCUCCGCCCAGACUUCCGCCUUACACUCAGAACCCCAUUUUGAAUGGCAGUUCUGACAAUGAUUAUAUGAUAAUUUGUAUUAGUUUCAUUUUGUCUGGUACUUAAAGCCCUGAUAUUAGCAUCUUUGAACCAAAAAGUUAUAUUAAAUCAAUUAUUAAAAUACCAUUUUUAGUUAAAUGUAUUUACAUUGAAUUGGGAACCUUUGCUCCCGCUUUUAAGAUAUAAUAAUUUGAA